Cyprinus carpio (common carp) is the source of this 3172-nucleotide messenger RNA. RefSeq lists its product as uncharacterized. The record is from RefSeq and is a predicted model, not a curated record. The transcript is spliced from 11 exons. NCBI's taxonomy places the organism in Eukaryota, Metazoa, Chordata, Actinopteri, Cypriniformes, Cyprinidae. The coding region runs from base 243 to 2300 and encodes 685 amino acids.
GUCAGAAUAGUUUGGGGAUUUAGAAACAGGCUAUGAGGCAUCCGCUGUGAAGCAGUAAGUGUUGGAAAAAUCUUCCAGGAGCACACACAAAGCAGAGAGGCAUCUUUCUGGCAAUCAGGAUUUAUGUCUCCGAGAAUGUGCGUGAAUUCAUCCAGAUUCACCGCCCACACGCAAAAGUUACUGCAACUUCACAAAACCCUUUCAAACCCGUCCAACCGGGCGUCAAGACGAGCUCGUGUUUAAUGAUCAGUGAGGUCAACUGUGACAAUCCCAAACUGGACGAUCAGGAAUUUGUGGAGCUGUACUAUGAAGGUACGAAUCCUACUUCUCUGGAUGGAUACACGCUUGUGUUCUACAACGGCAAUUCAGACAUGGCGUACCGGGUCAUCGAUCUGAGUGGACACCACACGGAUCACCGAGGUUUUUUCAUAGUUGGCUCUUCUGAACUCACUCCUCGUCCAGCCAUCUUUCUUCCACUCAACUCCAUUCAGAACGGGCCCGAUGCCAUCGCGCUCUACGGCCCCAACUGGGCACCGGUUGCCGAAGGGGGACUGGUUUCAGGAGUGGGGUUGCUGGACGCCGUUGUGUAUACUUCACGUAGAUCCGUAGAUGGCGCCGACGGCCUUGCGUCCGUUCUGACUCCUGGCUCGGUCCCGUACGUGGAGGAUGAGACAGCUCUGGAGGGGGACGAGUCCAUUCAGCGCUGCUGGCAGUCAGAGAACUUGUGGUCAUUCUACACCGGCCCGCCAACCCCUGCGUGGGUCAAUCACUGCCCACCGCCGACCCCUGCAGAGGUCUGGAUCAAUGAAGUCAACCUCGGUGGGUCGGACCAGUCGGGCCAUGUGGAACUCAGUGUUGGCAUGGCAACUGGAUCAUUUUCAUUGGUGCUUUAUGAUGUUACUACGGAUCUGAUUAGCACGAGUCAGGCGUUCAUUGCAAAAGAGCCUGGAAUAUUCGCCGUACCCGUGAAAACAACGAGUUUGUCAGGGCUACAAAGUGCAGCACUGGCGUUGUAUAAAGGCCCGAUAUCAGACUUCCCUAAGGACGGCCCCCUCAGCCACAAACAGCCAAUCGAUGCCUUUGUUUACGGUGACUCUGCCCACAUGCCCAGUGACAACCUCACAGAGACACUCAUUCCAGGGAGAAAACCUUUCAUUCUCACAGAGAGUUUUCUCACAGCAGGUCUUCAUGUCAGUCGCUGUGGUGUUGCCGAAUGGACGAGAGAUCCGGGACUGUUUGUAACAAGGCCCCGGAGUCCCGGAAAACCCAAUGACUGUGUUUGGUUUCAGUCCUGCCCGCUUAACAUGACCUCUUUCACAGAGUCAGGACGGAUCCAGCCCCCGAUUCAUAGCGAUGUUGAUUUCCUGCUUAACGAAAUCAACACUGACUCACCAGGAGGAGCCGAGGAUUUUAUAGAGUUGUGGCAUCCGUCUGGCUUCCGUAUGUCGCUGGAUUUCAUCUGGCUGGUGUUGAUCAAUGGACAGACUGGAAAAGUGUACUAUGAGCUGGAGCUGAAUGGAUCUUACACAGAUGAUGACGGAUACUUCCUGAUUGGCAGUUCGAAGGUUGGCCCUGACAUUAGAAUCUCAACGGACACUAUUCAGAACGGACCGGACGCCAUAGUGUUAUAUCGCAGCAAGUCUCCGCCCUCUAAAGAGGGUCAGAAUAUUCCCAAAAGUGGUUUGCUGGAUGCGGUGGUCUACCGCACUCGUUGGUCUGAUGAAAAAAUGUCAGAGCUAACGGAAGCGCUGACACCAGGACAGCUCCCUCUGCUGGAGGACAUCAGUGCGCUACCCGCUGACGAGACCCUCAGUCGAUGUGGGGCCCAGAGACUCAACCUCAGUGCUUUCAGGGUCACUUCUCCCACACCAAGGAAGCAGAAUAACUGUCCUUCCAAACCCACCAUACCUCCGCCUCCUGAGGGUCUCGUCAUCAAUGAAUGGAGCAAGACCUCGGUGGUGAUCGCCAACGAUUCUCAUGCAGAUUGUGCCCAGGAGGAGUUUGCUGUUUUAUUAGAGCUCUUGUGUAACUGUGGGAUCUCAAGCUUGCGUGUUAAAGGUGUGAAUGUGUCCUGUGAGGCGGGUCGGUUGUAUGCACAGGGAUCUGUUCUUGCUGUCUCUGACCAACAGAGGGAGCGAAUCAGUGAGAUACUGAGUGACAACAAGCUCUUAUGUUCAGCUGAACAGGAGCUACAGGUUCAUGGAGCGGGGUCGUCGGUCGCUCUGCAGGUCUGGCUUGUGCUCGUGGUGCCCCUGCUGUUCACACUGGGCGUCCUGCUGACUACCUCUCCAUGCAGCUGAGCGAACAGGCCGAGGCGCCGCUCGAUCUCUAGUGUGUUUGCAUGAGCGUGCGUGUGAGUGAAGAUGAAUGUGUUUUUACUAUAAAUGAAUGCAGGCUCACAGUUUUAUCAGAAACACUUUGAUUAUGCAAUGUUGAUAUUCCAGAGAUUUUAUUAAGACAUCAGGAUGUUUGAUUUCUUUAGUGUUCCAAAAAUCAUUCUUUUAUUGUAUUUCUGUUUCAUAUUGUGACUUUGAAUUGAAUUGUCAUUAGUUAGCAUUAAAGACUGUAAAAAACAAUAAUAGUUAUUACUAUAAGUAGAAAUCAGCAAAAAAAUCCUUCAGAAUCAAAACAAGAUCAUUCCAGCAUAAAGUUCAUGUUAGCAAUUUUAAAUCUAAGCAUAUUGAUGCAUAGCUUUAUCAGUGUUUAUAAAGUCUGGCUGUUUGUGAUUGCCGUAGUUGCUGUACAGAAUCUUUCUGCGGGUGUUGUUUGUUUUAUGUGUUUACAGAUUUUCUUUUAUGCAUCUGCACAGUAUUGUCAGUUGUUCUCAGGGUCAUCAGAGCAGUGUUUGUGGCCACAGACGCAUCUCUGUGUGUAGAACUAAUGUGCCAUUAUGGUAAAACAGAGCAAGUAACAUUACUUAAAGUUCACUGUUCGCUCAAUUAAUUUCCAUUCUCAGUUGUUAAUUGAUCUUGAGAUAUCCCAGUGUUCUGUCACUUUAUUGUCGUUCUAGGACUGACAGCACUCAUGAAACUGAAUCAGACAGUCAGCUCGGCAAAACACAGAUACAAUUUUGCAAAUGUUGCCUUCUCACUGGUUCCUUAUAGGAUUUUUUAUGUAAUUGAUUAUUUAAUUACCAGUACAUUUGGAAGAGGACAUUUUCUAAAAUAAUACA